This is a messenger RNA of Macadamia integrifolia, 578 nucleotides long. Its product is annotated as early nodulin-93-like. The transcript has 4 exons. The coding region runs from base 86 to 406 and encodes 106 amino acids. NCBI's taxonomy places the organism in Eukaryota, Viridiplantae, Streptophyta, Magnoliopsida, Proteales, Proteaceae. The record is from RefSeq and is a predicted model, not a curated record.
ACAAUCUCAGUUCACUCACACUUCAUACAUUGCUCUUUCUAGUUAUUGAUAUAUUUUCCACUUGAUCUCUUUCAAGAAAAAGAUAAUGGCGAAAAAUGUAGCUCAGUCUUCCCUUGAAAGAAAUGGGUUGGCCUCACUGGAUCAGAGACUUGCCAUGGCAAAGAAAUGCUCUUAUGAGGGCGUGAUGGCUGGAGCAAAGGCAGCUGUUGUUGCAGGCUUUGCAACUGCAGUUCCUACAAUUGCCAGCGUGAGAAUGCUGCCAUGGGCCAGAACCAACCUUAAUCCCACUGCACAGGCACUCAUCAUCUCCACUGUGGCAGGUGCUGCCUACUUCAUAGUUGCAGACAAGACGGUUUUGGCAUCUGCAAGAAAGAACUCCUUCAAUAAGUCUAACAUGGAAGUUUAACUAAUUCUCUACAAUUAACUACUACUCUUUUAAGUAGAGAGAUCAUAAGGAUGAUAAAGAUAUCAGUCUUGAGACUCCUAGCUAGCUUUUGCUUCUAGCUCAGUGUGCUUCUCUUUGUAUAUGUAAAUUUUAAAUUAAAAAUAAGUAAGUACAGUUUUCAUCUGGUUCUCAU